GUUCUGGAGUUUUAUACAAUAUCUUCCAUUAGUAUAAAAAUUGUCCAUGUAUUUGCAAAUUAAUAUAAAUGCAUGCAAAGACUAUUGAAAUACCAAGUGUUUUGUAACUGGUUCACUUUUCAGCAGCAUCAUUCAUCAAAUGUCUGCCUGCGUUGCUGGCAAAACUGUAGCAGGGUUAUAAAUACCUACCAUUAAUGCAAUGAGGCGCACGAAAACACAAGGUUUCAAAUUUCCUGGAUCUGGUCAUCCACAUUGUCCGUUUCCUCCUUGUAAUGUUUGAGUCACUCUCAAAUGUAUUUGAGGAAGAAACCGUUUUGGGGCUCAUUCUUAUUUUUGGAAGGUGAUAUUGAAAAUAGGUGGAAUGUAGUUUUGCAUGUGGGUUUUGGCUCUCUCUUGGGGUGGGGGGGUUGAUUUAAAAAAAAGUAUACAGCGUCACAGUGAUUUUCAGUCAGUAGGUGGCACUGUGGUACAAAUGAGAUUUUAGUGUGUGUGUUGGGGGGGGUGUUUAAGAUGAUCUGAAACAUGGUUUUGUUCAUUUUUUAGAUGGUACAGAAGUACACAGUUAGAAUUAGACAUUGCAGAUCAACGACUUUGGAUAAUUCACAAGAGGGGGUGGGUUUUACACUGUGGCGAAUCAAGCUUGUUGUAAAACCUGGAAUGGGUGAAACUGCUAUGCAAUAGGAGUCUUAUUUCCAUUGUUAUAGGCCCAUUAUUAAGCUAGCUAUGAUCUUAAGAUACACUCCUAAAAAACAAAAAUGUGUGUUUUAUAAGGGAAGCUAAAAUUAUUUUUGCAUACAGAAAACCAGUUAUGCUUUCAUUCACCUCUUCAAAUAACGAAAGUAGGUAUCAACUUGUUGGUCAUCUCUGUUGCCUCCAGAGAGAGAGAGAGAGAGUCCAAUAUAGCAACUGUGGGAUUGGAUUUGAAAAUUAGUGUUACUCUGUUUAUCGAACUACCAGAAAGUUGUGCGUACAUUUGUUUCAUUUUUGUUCCAAAGUUGUUGAAGUUCUUUUCACAAAGCAAAACAACCUGCGUGCAUUAGUGUAUUUUCUGUGUAUUUUCAUCCCUUCCUGAGUCAGCAUUUUACAGGAAUCUGCCCGUAUUCGUGUGUGAUCUACAUUUUUGUAUAUGUGUGAACUGUGGGGAUUUUAAUAAAAAAAAAAAAAAAAAAAUGGGUAACAAUUGCUGCAUCUUUAUUUUUAAAUGUGUGCUUUUAAAAAAUGCUCCAACUUCUGUUUUUAAUGUCUAGCUCCUGGACUGAAUGCACCUUGACAAAUAACACACAAAAAAUAAUUCUAUACAAUGCAAAUGUAUUUUAUACAGCGCCUUCCCUUCACGCCACGGCACCCCAGAGCGCUGUACAAAGUUAGUUACAAAACAAGAGGGCUCCCGAGUGGCGCAUCCAGUAAAGGCGCUCUGCGUGGAGUGCAGGAUGCGCCCUGCAGCCUGGAGAUCGCAGGUUCGAAUUCAUGUCACAGCCGGCCGUGACCGUGACCGUGGGUUCCUAGGGGGCGGCGCCCGGGUAGGGAAGGCUUAGGUAGGCAGGGCAAUCCACGGUUCUACAAACUAGGGGCAUACAAAGCAAAAAGAUCUGGGUGCAGUUGAUUCAAGACGAUUUUUAUGAACAACAGGAGUAGGCCUGCAGUGUUAAAUUUCUAAGUGAAUUUGGUAAGUAAUUCUCCAGGCAUAGAGAUGGACACAGACGUCCCCAGAAUGUGAUAUUCUCAGCGACUUUUGCUAAAUAAUGUGAACAUCAAGUUCCAUGACCAUUGGAUAAAUAGUUAUCCAGGGAUAUACAAAAAAGUGUGAUAUGGGAUGCCACAGGAGCAGUGGCUGCAAACUAAGACUCACAUCCUGGUGUCACUGAAGCUAGUCCGCACAAUGAAAGCUGGCUGUGGUACCUCUGAACAGACUGCCUCCAAAGAAACCAGAGCGACCCAAGAAGACGGCACCAGAAACUUUACACCAAUCAAAACGCCUGCUGCGAUCCCGCCCUCCAAACUGGCCAAUCCCGUCAGGGUGUCUCGGGCCCACCAGGACCUGCACAAGGAGCUGCUCCUUGCGCACAAGAAAGGGCUGUGUGUGACGAGCAAGUCGGAGCUGCAGCUGGUGUUGGAGAGGAGAAAGAAGGAGCAGACCCAGAGAGAGGAGGGGGAGCUGGGCAGGAGCCCCCUGGAGAAGGAGAUGCUGAAGAGGCAACAGAGACACCAGCAGCAUUCCCCCACACAGCUGCUCAGGAGAGCUGAAGGUUCAGCGAGUGUCCUCCGAUCCCACGGCCGAGCCAGCUUCCUCUUCCACACCCAGGAACUCGAGAGCGGAUGUCAGCGAGCUACCGCCCCCUGGAGGACAAGCCCUGCAGGUUUCUGCUCCGAGCUUGGUGGCUGGCCAGUAGAGUCUGCUGCAGUGUGAUGAGGAGAAAGUCUCUCCUGGUUUUGCCUCCCAAACCCUAUGUGCUCCCAUGACUGUAUGACUCACCCUGCACACCGUGCGGCCGUGUCUUUAGUGUCUUUACCAGGUGAGCCACUCUGGAACCCCCACAAACCUUUAUUUAACAAAUAAUCAUUUUCCCCCAGAUCAACCCUCUUAAAGGGUACAUAAGGACCUGUUUGUUUUAUUGUGUUACGUGUUCCCAUGUGUUGCUACAACUGUUUGCGUGAGGUGUGUGUAUUGUUUUGUUUAUUUUAUUUUCUUUACAUUUUGACCACUUUUUUCAAACUUUUAAAUUGCAUUCCCUGCCUCAAGAUGGCUUCACAUGUACCCGCAUGGACCUCUCAGAACUACAUUUCCCAUCAUCCUCCCACUCACAUUUGUAACCAAGAUGGAUUUACCAGUGAGCAGGAGGAUGAUGGGAAAUGUAGUUCUGAGAUGUCCAUGCUGCUCGGAGCCAGACGAGCUCAGGUGAGCCAAAUAGCCUGUCUAUGUAAAUGUUAUAUUAAGUCAUGUAGCUUAUCUGAUGUAUAUGCAAUUUGUGAUUUUGAAUUAAAAAAUAAUGAAAA
Acipenser ruthenus (sterlet) is the source of this 2994-nucleotide messenger RNA. RefSeq names its product protein FAM107B. Lineage: Eukaryota; Metazoa; Chordata; Actinopteri; Acipenseriformes; Acipenseridae. Gene Ontology annotation, cellular component: neuron projection; stress fiber; synapse. Bases 1814 to 2407 code for a protein of 197 amino acids. The transcript is spliced from 5 exons. Gene Ontology annotation, biological process: regulation of actin cytoskeleton organization; actin filament polymerization; actin filament bundle assembly. The record is from RefSeq and is a predicted model, not a curated record.